Messenger RNA from Penaeus chinensis, 2500 nucleotides. RefSeq lists its product as uncharacterized. Bases 197 to 595 code for a protein of 132 amino acids. Lineage: Eukaryota; Metazoa; Arthropoda; Malacostraca; Decapoda; Penaeidae. The transcript is spliced from 2 exons. The record is from RefSeq and is a predicted model, not a curated record.
GUAACCUUCAGAAUCCACCAAGCAGCGAGUGUGAGAACUUUGUACCAUAGUGUUCUUGCAAACGUAUCUUGACGAACUUUGCAAACGUGUUAGUGAUUGUUAUUCUGCCACUUGUUGAAACAGUUGAAACAAUUCCCAAGGAUUGUGACUUGCCUGAAGGACAACUGAAAUCUCUCUCAUAACGUGUGGUAUACUUAUGGGCAACGCAGUGCAGAAGAUCCGAGCCCGCCUAGUGAUGGAGCGCGCCCAGAGCCACGGCCUCCCCGCCCAAGCCGCCUUCUACCCCGAGCGCUCCCGCAGUCCCGACGGCAGGAAAUCGUCCACGGGCUCCUCCAGCGACGCCUCCUGGACCAGCGCGCAGGACGACACCCUGGACGCCGCCCUGCAGUCGCUCGACGAGCUGCACGACCCCGACGGCGCCCUGAGCGACCUCCUGGCGCGGACGGGGGAGGACGACUUCAUGAAGGCCGUGCUCUCCUUCUGCUCGUACAUGGACGGCCGCAUGGACACCCUCGACAACUCGAGGAUCUACGACGAGUUCCGCUCCUACACGGCCUACACGCUGUCCGAGCCAGCCAAGGUGGAGGUGGCGUGAGGGGCGCCGCGCCGCCUCCUCGAGCACGCCCGCCGUGAAAGAGAGACAGAGCGAGAGAGAGAGCCGUGUGAAUGACGUCCCUUCCUAAGGACGCCCUUCCUUCCAUCGCCUACGAAUCGCUUCGAGCGAGGGGAGAGAGAGGAUCUCCCGCCCCUCGACGCGCCGUCCAAGGAGGCUCCUCGUCCGGCCGGCGAGGCGCUGGGAACACACCGACCGGAAGUCACGGGUGGCCGCCCACGGGAGCGUCACCGUGCGUACGCCGGGUCCAUUCCACGCCCACGUGACCCGGGAAGACAGGAGACGAUCGCCGCCCGCCCAUGUCGCCCCCAACCACCCCCACCCUCCUCCCCCUCCUUCGGCAGCUGAAGGAUAAACGGCUCGAGUAUUAGCGCUAUCGUGCGUCACACCGGAUGCAGUCGGCCACGGGAUCUGGGAAGGAAGAAGAGGAGAAGAAAGGACAGAGGAGACGGAGGAGGCUGGCGGGCGCGUGACCCCCGGUUGGAGAGGCUGCGGCCAUUGCAGAAGGGCCUUGCGACGUGUCCCCGCGUGGAAAUGCCAAAGAAGGCCUGGACGCAGCGGCGAGGAAGGGGGGGGGGGUGGCACGCGGAACAAGAUGAGUCACUGAGAAGGGGGGGUGGGGGGCAGCCUGGCUCAGCUUACACUACUCACAAGAUGAGGGGGGGAGGAGGGGAGGGGGAGGAAGUGGCAUGCCCAGGCGGAAGAGAUGCUGCAGAGAAAAGGGAAGAGUCGAUAAGAGAUGUGACAGCGCUUCUCUCGCAAAGCAGAUUCGCCGGACCAGCAUCCACGGAAAUGCACCCGUUAUCGCCCCGUUUAUUUAUUCCGGUUUUAUUAUAUCUUGUGAAAGAAUGUUCUCUUUACCGCAGUUCGAAAUGAGAACUGGAAGUCUUAGGAUGCCUAAGUUAGCCUCUUUCUUGUUUUCACUCUUUGAUUUCAGAUGAAAGAAAUCAACAUUCUCUCUAGGAGUGAAAGAGCAAUAGACAAACUCGAUUAACAUGUACAAUAUAUAUGUAUGUAUGUAGGUAUGCGCAUAUAUAUGAUUGUACAUGACUUAAUUAGAGUGAUCUAGCAACCCUCAGCCUCCGAUGUGCACUUGUUCUUGCCUGGCUUUUUCCAAAGUUAUGUUAAGAUUGUUAUACAAGUUGUGUACAUAUAUUGUUGUAACAUAUGUAUAUUUUUUCUCUUCUGUUGUCGAUAUAGAUCUCUCUAUGUUAAGUAAGCCUCAAAGGCUGGAUUACUGAACGUAUAUUACGUCAUAAAAUAUUUUCCAUUGAAAGUGCCAAAUAUACACACAAAUUUGUUACCCUUCAGCUCACAAAAUUGUCAUUAGCAUCAAAAGAAUUGCCGUUCCUUUUUACGAGUAAUUAUGCUACUUAUCUCAACAGGAUCCCCUGUAAUAAUUCAACAGGGGUGUAUUUAUAAAGUGUUCGUUGUCCCGCAUGUUCUUUGAACUAUGAAAUUCGUGUCAAAAAACAACACAUCAUAAGAAGGGCCUGUGAUAUCGUAUGUGUGUUUGGUUAACUGUACCUGUAUGAUAUUUGGGAAAUACUUGUCAUUUUUUAUCGCUUGAUUCGAUAAAAGAAAGGGAGACUUGUUUUGUCCAUGUUCUGCCGGAGUCUUCUAAAAACAUUUUAGAAGUCUCGGGUGUUGGACUAUUUUUUUAAAAUGUAUUUUCGAAUUUAGGAGUAUAAACUUUGUUCUAUAUUUUGGGAUAUCAGUGUCACUGUAUGUAUUUUUAUAAAAUCAAAAACUGAAGCAUUAUUUGGACAUGUUUUAUAUAUACCUGAAAUGAAAAUUUGAAAUGUUUUGAUGUUUUCUCCUCUCCCAAAAGCUCCUGUGUAUUGUACCCUCGCUGUUAUAUUUAUAAAUGCUAUUUUCUUAUAUAAA